GCUCUCACAAUCUCUCUAUCUAAUUCUAUCUAUGCAACAUUUGAGCUUGUUUGUUUUAGAGGGAUCCAACAUGGGCAUGAGCUUCUUCAUCAUUUUCCUCAUCUUUCCUUUCUUUUUCUUUCCCUUGGUAAACAGCUUCAACAAUUCUGCAGCUGAUUCUUUGGAUGCUUUACUUGAAGACUUUGCUUUCGACACGCUUGUCGAACACCGCCGUCACACCGGUGUCCUCUACAAAGCCACCUCCCCUGCAAAUCUCUCCGGCAUACAAGUAUCGGUGUUGAAGCUGAGAAGCCGGACAAUGUGGAAUAAAGGAGCUAAUUUCAGCCAUUUCAGUAUCCCACCAAGAACAACCUCUUCGCCUCAUGUGAGACGGCUCGCUUUAGUCUAUCAAGACUUGGGCAAUUGGUCCUCCGAGUACUACAUUGUCCCAGGCUACAAGCUGGUCACUUCAGUUGUUGGGUUCAUGGCUUUUGAUGCUUCAAAUUCGAGCGCCAAAAGCAUUACAAGGCUCAAUCUGACUACUAGAGGGAAGCCUAUUUCGAUCGAUUUUCACAACUUGACGGUCGGAGAAAGCGUGAGAUCCCAGGUAAGGUGUGUCAUAUAUGCUGCCAAUGGGACGACUUCCCUUAGUGAGAUGAGCUUGCCAGGUGUGUGUCAAUCGAGGGAGCAGGGCCAUUUUUCGGUCGUUAUUCCGGAAGGCGAGCUGAAAGGGAAGCAGAAGCUGUGUUAUUGGUGGUUCAUUGGCUUUGUUCUUGCAUUUGCUGUGCUGGUUUUGGGGGGAAUUACAGUGGUUGUUCUUGUGAGGCUCUUGAGAACAAAGAAGAUUCAGAUAAUGGAAAGACACGCCGACGAAGAUUUGGCCCUCGCAAGCCGAUGGGUUGGUCAGAGUAAGAUGCCUUCUGCUGCAGUCACAAGAACUCUGCCUGUUCUUGAGAGUGGAUGCUUCACAUAACUGUUUCUUCACUAUUUUUCUUUGCCCAUCUGCUUCAUUCACAAGAACCGCCAAAGCACGUUAUUAUCUUUUACCAAAAAUA
This is a messenger RNA of Morus notabilis, 1034 nucleotides long. RefSeq lists its product as uncharacterized. Bases 32 to 952 code for a protein of 306 amino acids. The record is from RefSeq and is a predicted model, not a curated record. The transcript has a single exon. Lineage: Eukaryota; Viridiplantae; Streptophyta; Magnoliopsida; Rosales; Moraceae. Gene Ontology annotation, cellular component: membrane.